UUUUAGCCAAAAAUCCUAAACUGCAAUAAUGAAACAAUGGACAUAGUGAUGGUAACAAGCAAGCUUUAUCUCUCAACACCUUCGCUCCUGUCCAUCACACUUCAAGCACUACAACACCAACAAUCCAAUAAUCUUCCCUCCAAACUCAGUUUCACACAAACCCCACAAAAGCACCAAAAAAGUUCAUCCUCCACUCAUUAUGAUCACCCCAAUAUUGAUCAAACCCAGCAAAUCCAUGCCCACAUGAUCAAGACCCACUUUGACCACUCCCUCCAGAUUCCUCUGAGUUUCCUUCCCCCCCAUUUGAGCCCUGAAGCCCAGUACAACUUCUUGAUAACCUCUUACAAUAACAACAACUUCCCAAAACAGUCGCUGAAAAUCUACGCUCACAUGCGAAGAUUCGACGUCCAAGUUGACAGCUUUACCGCCCCAUCUGUCCUUAAAGCUUGCGGGCAAUGCUCGUUAGUUGUACUUGGAAAGGAGAUUCAUGGCUUUGUGUUGAAGAAUGGAUUGGAUGGUGAUGUUUUCGUGUGUAACGCUUUGAUGCAGAUGUAUAGCGAAUGUGGGAGCGCGGUUUCCGCACGCUUAAUGUUCGAUCAAAUGGCUGAAAGAGAUGUCGUUUCUUGGAGCACAAUGAUUAGGAGCUAUGUUAGGAAUAGAUUGCUAGGAGAAGCAUUGGAUCUUAUAAGGGAAAUGCAUUCUGUAAGAGUGAGGCCUAGUCAGAUUGCUAUGAUUAGCAUGGUCAAUCUCUUUGCAGACCUCACUAAUGUUAAACUGGCGAAAACGAUGCAUGGCUAUGUCAUAAGGAAUAUGAAUAAUGAGAAAAUGGGAGUUCCUAUCACUACUUCUUUACUAGAUAUGUAUGCCAAGUGUGGUAACUUAGCUUAUGCAAGAUGGCUGUUUGAUGGGUUGACUCAAAAAAGUGUUGUUUCGUGGACUGCUAUAGUUGCAGGAUACAUUCGUGGCAACAGAUUAGAAAAGGGGAUGAAACUUUUCAAGGAAAUGCUUGAGGAAGGCGUUUUUCCAAAUGAGAUUACAGUUUUGAGUUUGAUUAUAGAGUGUGGGUUUGUAGGUGCUCUGGAGCUGGGGAAGUGGCUGCAUUCCUAUAUGUUGAGAAAUGGGUUUGUCAUGUCUCUGGUUUUGGCUACUGCUCUGGUUGAUAUGUACGGAAAGUGUGGUGACCUUAGAAGUGCAAGAGCUGUUUCUGAUGGCAGGGAUGACAAAGAUGUCAUGAUUUGGAGUGCUUUGAUAUCAGCUUCUGCACAAGCGAAUUGCCCUAACGAGGCCCGCGAACUCUUUUCCCAGAUGAGGGAUGAAGGAUUGAGGCCAAAUGAGGUAACAAUGGUCCGCCUGAUUUCACUAUGUGCAGAAGUAGGAGCCCUUGACUUGGGCAAGUGGCUUCAUUCGUACAUAAACCAGCAAGGAUUGGAAGUUGAUUUAAUACUUAAAACAGCUCUAGUAGACAUGUACGCUAAAUGUGGAGACAUAGAUGCGGCCCAUGCGUUGUUCAGUCGAUCCACAGAUCGAGAUAUUUGUAUGUGGAAUGCCAUGAUGACUGGAUUUGCAAUGCAUGGUUGUGGAAACGAAGUUUUGAAACUCUUCGAAGAAAUGGAGAUACUUGGCAUUCAACCUAAUGAGAUCACUUUUAUUGCAGUUCUUCAUGCUUGUAGUCAUGCCGGAUUGGUGAUUGAAGGAAAGAGGUUUUUUGAUAAAAUGGUUUAUGGCUAUGGCUUGGUUCCUAAAGUUGAGCAUUAUGGAUGCAUGGUGGAUCUUCUUGGUCGAGCCGGGCAACUUGGUGAGGCUCAUGAAUUGAUUAAAAGCAUGCCUAUACAACCUAACGUGGUUGUAUGGGGUGCUCUCCUUGCCGCAUGCAGGCUUUACAAAAAUCCCAGUUUGGGGGAAGUAGCAGCAAAACAUCUCCUUGAGUUGGAACCAAAAAGUUGUGGUUACAACAUUCUGAUGUCAAACAUCUAUGCCAGCGCCAAAAGAUGGAAUGAUGUUGCUGGAGUGAGAAAAGCUAUAAAGGACAGUGGAAUUAAGAAGCAGCCGGGUCUCAGCUCAAUUGAAGUAAAUGGGUUGGUUCAUGAAUUUUCAAUGGGAGACAACAUUCACCCUCAAACUGGAAAGAUCUAUGAAAUGUUGGCUGAGAUGAGUAUGAAGUUGAAAGAGGCUGGUUACACUCCUAACACGUCCGUCGUGUUGCAGAACAUUGAUGAGGAAGAGAAGGAAACGGCGCUUAGCUGUCAUAGUGAGAAGUUGGCCAUGGCAUUUGGUCUUAUCAAUACAGCUGCAGGCACAACAAUGAGGAUUGUGAAGAAUCUCCGAGUCUGUGAUGAUUGUCACGCUGCAACCAAGCUCCUGUCUAAAAUUUAUGGAAGGGUGAUAAUAGUAAGGGACCGGAACCGCUUUCACCACUUCAGAGAAGGGUCUUGUUCUUGUGGUGAUUAUUGGUAGCCAUCCCAGUUAUUCUUGGUAAAUGUAACAUAAAUUUUCUAACCGUACAGAUACAAAUUACUCGAGGUUGUCCUCAUUAUCAUUUAACAAUUCAAAAUAUCUCUCGCAUUCCCUUGGAUUUGAGAUCUUUGAAUAUCUGCGGCUUAACCAGAAAACUGAUUGAGAAU
Molecule: messenger RNA, 2621 nt
Organism: Morus notabilis
Lineage: Eukaryota; Viridiplantae; Streptophyta; Magnoliopsida; Rosales; Moraceae
Product: pentatricopeptide repeat-containing protein At2g02980, chloroplastic
Exons: 1
Coding region: 37-2454 (805 amino acids)
Biological process (GO): RNA modification
Molecular function (GO): RNA binding; zinc ion binding; protein binding
Source: RefSeq, a predicted model, not a curated record